Molecule: messenger RNA, 2499 nt
Organism: Danio rerio (zebrafish)
Lineage: Eukaryota; Metazoa; Chordata; Actinopteri; Cypriniformes; Danionidae
Source: RefSeq, a predicted model, not a curated record
GCAUUUACUACUUUGAGGAAAAUGCGCGGGAAGAAAAGCUCAACCGAAAAUGUCCUCAUAUUAUGGGACAUGGUUUUAAGGAAGCGAUUUCUAAAUCGUUUACAGUGUGAGAUUUGAAGUACAUGGGAGGCGGACCCACAUUUAAUCAUGUGCUCCAACCCACCGAACCAAAAUAUCCCAACAUUUCACUCCUCAUUCCCAUCCUCCUAAGCCAGGAGUCCACUUGUAAUAGCCAGGAGACAUAAGAAAGCAGUAUAAAACAACUUGCACAGCUGUGAAGAUGUGGAUUAGCGAGUACAUUAACGCGCUCCAGCUGUUCUGCAGAGAUCGCUGGUGAGAAAUCGGACAUCAGCAUCAGCAGGAUGUCUCUAAUGUUCGGGAAAGCACGAACUUGCAAUAUCGUCACAGUUCCCGAGCACGAGCCCUCAGAGGUGAACAUUGUGAUUUUAGGAGCGAUGGGGUCUGGAAAGUCAGCACUUACUGUCAAAUUCCUCACCAAGCGCUUCAUCAGUGAAUAUGACCCAAACCUUGAAGACACUUACUCUUCUGAAGAAGUCGUGGACCAGCAGCCGGUUUUGGUGAAAGUGAUGGACACGGCGGAUCAGGAAGGACCGGUGAAUGGGGAGCGCUAUUUAGGCUGGGCCAACGCUUUCAUCAUCGUCUACAGCAUUGACAACAGGAGUAGCUUUGAGGUCUGUCAGCAGUAUUUAGAGACCGUGAGUCUUUACUCCAAAGGCCUGCAACCGGAAGCUCCUGUCAUCCUUCUAGGCAACAAAGUGGACAUGGAGAGAUACAGACAGGUGAGCAAGGCAGACGGUGCGGCUCUGGCUUUGCGCUUCGGCUGCCUUUUCUUUGAAGUCUCCGCCUGUUUGGACUUCCUGUCAGUUCAGCACAUCUUCCAUGAAGCGGUUCGGGAAGUGCGGCGAGAAACAGAGAGGAGCAUCCGUCCACUCUUCAUCAGCGAAGACAAGUCUGCCAUCAGCCUGAGCUCUGCUCCUCCACUCACCGCCUGCUAUAAAGAGCUGCCCACACCGGCGACUGCAAAGCUGGUGACUGUUAAAUCCUCCAGAGCUCAGAGCAAACGCAGAGCUCCGACGCUGACACUCCUCAAGGGCUUCAAGAUUUUCUGACGCCCUCUAGAGAAAUUGAAGAGCAUCUGCAAGAGGGAGCCCUGCUCCUAUUGUGCUGUUUUAAAGGAACACUAUUUUUGGCUCAUUUUGCAAGUACAGUUGAGAUUUACCGUUUUUGAAUCCAUUCAGCCGAACUUUGGGUCUGGUUGGAGAACUUUUAGCUUAGCUUAGCAUAAAUCAUUGAAUCAGAUUAGAUCAUUAGCAUCUCACUCAAAAAAAAAUGUAAAAAAAGAUUUUGAUAAUUUUUUUAUUAAAAGCUUGACCCUUCUGUAGUUAUAUCAUGUAUUAAGACAGACGGAAAAUGAAAAAGUUGCUAUUUCCUAGGUCAAUAUAGGACUAGGAACUAAACUCUCAUUCUGGCUUAACACAGCCAUAUUACCCUGAAGCCCAGGAAAAAAAACGGUUACCAGGGCUGAGCCUGGUCAGUACCUGGAUGGGAGACCACAUGGGAACACUAGGUUGCUGUUGGAAAUGGUGUUAGUGAGGCCAACAGGGGGCACUUAACCGGUGGACUGUUACCCCAGUAUAGUGAAGGGGACACUAUCAGUGAGCGCCGUCUUUCAGAUGAGAUGUUAAACCAUGGUCUGACUCUCUGUGGUCGUUAAAAAUCCCAUGGCACAUCUCGUAAAGAGCAGAGAUGUAACCCUGGUGUCCUGGCCAAAUUGCAGAACAGAAUGGUUUCUAGUCAGAUUACAACAAUGAUAAUUUUUUCCCUUAUUUUUUAGUGUAUCUAUUGUAAACUUAUAGUAAACUUACUAUCAAUGUGGGACUCUUAUUUUGAAAAUGGGAGAGGCGAGGAUGCGCAUUAUUUUUUAUACUUUGCUAAGCGAUGCAGAUAGAUGCCGAAUAUUUGUGUACAUUGAUAGACAAUGAAAACAAUGUUUCGAAUGUUUUAGUGCUUCAUGUCCAGUGUGCAUUAGAAUGCAAGAUGCAGGAUAUACAGAUUAUACAUUUAUUCAGUGCCACCCCUAAGAAGCAUAAUAAGGUCUGUUCUUUUUGUAUCUUUUUUUUUAGCUUAUGUAAAUCUGUGGUAAAAUCCCAUCUAAUUGGUCGGAUUUGAAUAUUGACAAAUUACGAAUGCACCACACAAAUGCAUGGCACAUAAAUUGAAUGUAAUUUAUUACACCUACUGUGGUACCGAUAUUGCAUACCGAUAUUAUAGCUAUAAUAACAUUUUUUUAUGAUAUAUUGUGCAGCCCUAAUGAAAAACUUAAAAAAAAGAUGUUUGUUCAAGGGAAUUUUGAUUUCUCAGAUCCUGACCUCUUUAAGCAUUUUUGAUUUUGUUUUGGAAGUGUUCUACAAGAGGUUUACAUCAAUUUGAGGUCCAAAUAAUGCAAUUAUUAUAUUAAAUAUCAUAAAAUCCACUGCA